Messenger RNA from Ciona intestinalis (vase tunicate), 1087 nucleotides. The record is from RefSeq. Lineage: Eukaryota; Metazoa; Chordata; Ascidiacea; Phlebobranchia; Cionidae.
AACGAUAAUCAUGGGUUUUAUUAAAUACUUGUACCUAUUCGCGUGUAUAAGUUAUUCUGCAAUCGCUUAUCCAACUUCACAAAUGUUGGAUAUCGAAAAGGACGAACUUGCGGCUUUGUUGCAGCGAGAAAACUCAGCUUUCCGUGACAUCUUAUACCACAAAAACGCAGGAAGUUUCGAAAAGAGCGAUAGCGGGAAAUUCGACUCUCUAAAGCUGCAGAAUAAUUUCCCUCAUCUCGAUCUUGGUUUGGGGGUUGAUUUGGACGCAGUGGAUCAAUGGAACAGAUACAAGCAAGCCAACGCACAGCGGAUGCAAAACCUCGGGGUCCCAGUGAACGCUCGCCAGCAUUGGAGCUACGAGUUUAUGCCGGGCGGACGCAGAGCUGUUUGGGAAAACGCAAACGUCGGUGUUCCAGUUUCAAGACAACACUGGAGUUAUGAAUACAUGCCGGGUGGUAGAAGAUCGGCUGGUCAACACGCUAUGACUAAACGUCAGCAUUGGAGCAAAGGCUAUUCUCCCGGUGGUAAGCGAAGUGUGGAUCUGUCCGAGUUCGAUGAUCAAGGCCGCAGAAUUACAAAACAUGAAGGAAUGCCGGAAGAGCCGUUCAAAGUUGAACAACCAAGACCAAGAAAUGGAAUCCAUGGGCCGGCCGGUUUAGACCAAAACGAACCGGAUUGGAAAAACUGGAUGAACGAACAACCAGCAGCCAGCAGCGACGACAAAGGAUCUGACGUAGAAUAAUUCCCGCCGAGUUUGUCACGUGAUCACUAGCGGUAUUCUGUUUGUUUUAAAAAUUUGUGCACGUAAAAAAAGUUUUACCUGUACCAUUUAGCCGGAUAUACCAGAUCAAAACUUAAACUAAUGUUAAAUGGCGAUAAAGUAAAUCCUAAAACUGUUCAACAACUUAACUAAAAAAUGUUAAAGGGCGCUCUCCAUUAUAUAAGAUAAAGUAGACCAGAGGCCUUACAAAAACAGACUCAAACAGUUUUUCUCUGUUUUUGGAAUGUUUUUAUGCGGGUUCAAUUCAAAUGCAUGUCUUGUGUGCACGCUUUAUGCGAAAAUAAAUAUUUCAAUUAUGAAAUACAA